CUGCCAUGUUUGUCGUGGGCUCUCGCCCCUUGCAAAAGAAAAGGGACAGGAGCAAACAGGUUGCCUGGAUUCCUGACCGACUUAUCUCUUUUCACUUCCACGAAGGCUUACUGUUAUUUCAACUCAAGUUUCUUUUCGGGACCUUCUCUUUCCACGUCUCUGUUCCUUGGAUAAUACUGAGGAUGACGCCUCAGCACUGCCCUCAGCUGAGGCAGAUAUGAAAGUGGCAGCAACAUGACCCGGGAUCCCCUAACGCUGGAUUGUGGGCCACGGAAGAGCAGAAAAGUCAAGUUGAGCUGUGAGCAUGGAGAAUCAGAUCCCAGGAGCCCAGGACAGGGGAGGUCACCACCACGAUGAGGCUUGAGUAAAAAUGCCCUCAGCCUGCGGUUCAGACCAUGUACUCUUUCGUCUGCCUGCCGCGAAGGGAUGGCAUCUGGCCCGCCCCUCUACUGCUGCCGCCCAUCCAGACCCACAACUUCUGCAGCCGUUCAGCCAGCCUGAGCACUGGAGAGUGGGGGGCCGGAAGAGAAUUCCACUGCUUCUAUGGCGCGGGCGUGGCCCUAGCCCCGGCCACCGUGCCGCCCUGGUGGUCCUUCCCUCCGCCCCGCGCCGCGGCCUUCAGUUCGCAGGUCACCCCCGGGCGGCUGCAGCUGGCGCCGGAGGCCAACCGCUGGGCGCCAUGGCCAGAGGGCAGCAGCAUGCAGGCAGAGCUGCGCUGGGGCCGCGUGGAACGCACGCUAGGGCCCCGGCUGCAGCUGCCCGACUUCCUGCUCCGGGAGCUGCGGCGCGUGUACGGCACGUACCCACGCACCGAUGUGCGCGUCACCCAGCGUCGUGGCGAGUUCCUGCUGCAGGCCGCGCCGCGCGUGGGUGAACCCGAGUACCGCGUGGCGCGGCGCGUGGUGCGCGAGCAAGAGAGCGGAGGUGACGGCCCGGAUGGCCCCGCGGCUCCAAAGGCCGCGCAGCGAGGCGGUGCCAAGAAGAAAGGUCGGAGCUGAGCACGCAGCUUCCAUGCGUCCCAGGCGACCGCUAGGAGGUGGCGCUGGUGCCCUUGAACCCGGCGCCUGCUCAUCUGGCUUUUGCAUUUUCUCCUCAGGACCCAGCUGCCCCCACCCCCCAUUCAAUCCUCCCAGUUUGGUUUCUCUUGCUUUAUUGAUGGACCCUGCGGAAGGGCGAGGGAGAUAUCCCUCUCCUUUCCAGAUGGUCCUGGAGUGAAAGCAGCUCUUAGGCUACCCCUAAGAGGCCUGUGUAUAAUAAGCCUCAGCUUUCCUUCUUCCUUUCUUUGUAGCAGAGCAUCCCUCUCCCCAAAGCUAUGGGAGCCACAGCAAUCCCCAGCUUGUUAAGAAAACUGAAUAAGGCCGGGCGUGGUGGGGCACGCCUUUAAUCCCAGCACUUGGAAGGCAGAGGCAGACGGAUCUCUGUGAGUACAA
This is a messenger RNA of Nannospalax galili (Upper Galilee mountains blind mole rat), 1430 nucleotides long. RefSeq lists its product as uncharacterized. The transcript is spliced from 2 exons. Bases 396 to 998 code for a protein of 200 amino acids. NCBI's taxonomy places the organism in Eukaryota, Metazoa, Chordata, Mammalia, Rodentia, Spalacidae. The record is from RefSeq and is a predicted model, not a curated record.